This is a messenger RNA of Impatiens glandulifera, 2564 nucleotides long. RefSeq names its product GRIP domain-containing protein RUD3-like. The transcript is spliced from 6 exons. The record is from RefSeq and is a predicted model, not a curated record. The coding region runs from base 305 to 2359 and encodes 684 amino acids. NCBI's taxonomy places the organism in Eukaryota, Viridiplantae, Streptophyta, Magnoliopsida, Ericales, Balsaminaceae.
UAGGGAAGAGAGAGAAAAAGAAGCAGAGUAGCAGUAAAGAGAGAGACAGCUGCAAGAUAGAGAGAGAACGAAAGAUACAUAGAGAGAGAAAGCACCAUUUCCAGCUAUUUGACCUUCUUCCAUCUUCCUCAAGGAUCCACCAAUCCGAAAAUGCAUCGGAUCCUCCGGCAUUUCAGUAAACCAGGCACAAUUUGUAACAAAAACUGAUUUUCCGGCGGUACCGUCGGCUGUUUCCGGCCGCAUUCCGGUAAAAACAUCUCUGAACAGUGGAUAAUGGAGAUGAACUGACGCCUAAACAGUAAAGAUGUUCCGUUCAGCGCGAUGGAGGAACGAGAAGAAUAAGAUCAAAGCGGUUUUCAAGUUGCAGUUUCAUGCAACUCAGGUGGAAGAAGAUGCAUUGACUAUAUCUGUGGUGCCGGAGGAUGUAGGAAAGCCUACGGCGAGGUUAGAGAAAGCAUUGGUUCGAGACGGUAGCUGUUACUGGGAAGAAUCUGUUUAUGAAACAAUGAAGUUCACAAAGGAAGGUAAAACAGGGAAGAUGAAUGUGAAGAUCUAUAGCUUCGUUAUAUCAAAGAUCACACAUGGAUCAUCCAAAUCCAGUGUUGUCGGUGAAGCUUCAAUUGAUUUCGCAAGCUAUGUUGAAGCUACAAAGAUCUCUUCAGUUUCUCUUCCUUUAAAGAGUUCAAAAUCUGAUGUUAUUCUUCAUGUUAAGAUUCAGAGAGUAUUGGAGAAUGAUUCGCUUAGUGAGAUCGACGAAACUGAUGCGGACCAUACGGUGAAUGUUGGUUCUGAUAAUACAAUUGAAGUAAUUAGGGUUCAUCAAGAUAGUCCUCUGAAGAAGAUAAAUCAUCGUGUUUCAAGUGGAUCAGACCUAACGAUUACGAGUUCUUUCAGCAGCUCUGGUAUUGAAAACAUCCUUCAAAAUUCUCCCAUCCAUCAUAGAACAUUAUCUGAUUUCUCAACUAAAAUCCAUGGAGAGAUUCAGAAAUCGCAAUGGGAAACAAGUACAGAUGAUUCAUUAGGCAGUAGCACAACUGGAGGAGAUGUUCUUCCGACUGAUAUCAUUAUCGAGAAGCUGAAAUCAGAGGUGGCUAUGUUAUCCAGACAAGCUUCAUUAUCCGAUUUGGAGCUUCAAACCCUAAGAAAACAAAUCAUAAAGGAAAGUAAGAGAUCAAACGAUCUAGCUAAAGAGGUCGCCAUUCUGAAAGAAGAGAAAGAAUCUUUCAAGCAAGAACGUGAUCAGUUUACAGCAUUUCAUAAACGUAUGGACGAAGCGAAAGUUAAAGAUCGUUUGCAUUACGAUGGAGGUAAUCCCAUCGAUUUCCUUGAAGAACUCAGACAAGAACUGAAUUACGAGAAGGAUCUAAAUGCAAAUCUUCGAUUACAGUUAAGUAAAACGCAGGAAUCAAACUCUGAAUUGAUGCUAGCAAUCCAUGAUCUAGACGAAACCCUUGAACGACAGAAGACAAGAAAGGAAACCGACACUGAAUCCGACGAAGAACAGAAGGCUUUAGAAAAGCUCGUUAACGAUCAUCAUCUUGAUAUUAGAGAAACACAUCUUCUCGAGCAAAAGAUCUCCGAUCAGUACAACGAAUUACAAAUCUACAUACGAGACAGAGACGAGCUAGAGAUGCAGAUAGAGCAGAUAUCACUCGACUACGAGAUCUUAAAACAGGAAAACCACGAUUUAUCGUAUAAACUCGAACAAAGUCAGAUUCAAGAGCAGCUCAAGAUGCAAUACGAAUGUUCAUCUUCUUAUUCUACAUUGAACGAACUUGAAUCCCAAAUUGAAUACCUGGAAAACGAGCUGAAGAAACUAUCAGAACAGCUAUCUGAUUCUCGUAUCCACAUUCACAGCCUAGAAGAAGAAAUCGAAAAACAGGCAGAGGGAUUCAUGGAGGACCUAGAGAAGAUCUCUGUAGAGAAAAUCGAACAAGAACAGAGAGCCAUUAAAGCCGAGGAAGCCCUAAGAAAGACUAGAUUACAAAACGCUAUUACAGCAGAGAAACUUCAGGAGGAAUUCAGAAGACUAUCGAUUCAAAUGACAUCCACAUUCGAAGCAAACGAAGUUUUGGCCACAAAAGCAAUGACAGAAGCCAGCCAACUUCGUUUCGAGAAACGAAAUUUGGAAGAACAGCUUAAGCUUAUCAAAGACAAGUAUGAAGAUGAAAUUCGCAACCUUUCUGGGAAAUCUAACGAAAACUCGAAUGACUUACAUAAGGUGAGAAAAAUGGAGGAAGAAUUGAAGGAAAUGCAAGAGAGAUAUUCAGAAAUUAGUUUGAGAUUUGCAGAGGUUGAAGGUGAGAGACAACAAUUGAUUAUGACAUUGAGGAAUUUUAAGAAUCCUAAGAAGAUCUAAUAAGGAAUAAUAAAAAGUUGUUUGCUAUAUAUAGAAUUAACUAUGUAUAAAAAAAUAUUUACCAUAAAAAGUAAAAUGUUACUUAUGGAGUUUUAUCUAGGUGGUAAGAAAUUUGUGUCUUAUAUCAUGUUGUUGGCUUCAGUUUUAUGUAUUCUUUUCAUUUUUUUAUUGUCUUGAAAUAUUAUUAGCAAUUUUGUUCUUUUUA